Molecule: messenger RNA, 507 nt
Organism: Auanema sp. JU1783
Lineage: Eukaryota; Metazoa; Nematoda; Chromadorea; Rhabditida; Rhabditidae
Source: the annotation of a GenBank genome assembly
AUGGCUGUAGCUUCUACACCUCGUGUUAAACUGCUUUCUUCUGAUCAAGAAGUCUUUGAAGUUGAUCGUGAUGUUAUUCGUCUAUCCAAUACAUUGAACACCAUGAUCAUCGAUCUAGGAUUGGAUUCCAGCGAUCUAGUUGAGAUGGAGCCCGUACCAGUCCAAUGCGUCAACGGUGCUGUAUUGAAAAAAGUUAUUCAAUGGUGCUCAUACCACAAAGAUGAUGAACCAGAAGAUGAUAAGGACUCUCGAGAAAAACGACUAGAUGACAUUCCGUCCUGGGACGUCGAGUUUCUUAAAGUUGAUCAAGCGACAUUGUUCGAAAUUAUUUUGGCAGCCAACUACCUUGACAUUCCUGGACUUCUUGAUGUGACUUGCAAAUCAGUAGCAAAUCUCAUUAAGGGAAAAGGACCAGAGGAGAUCAGACGCACCUUCAACAUUCUCAAUGAUUUCUCACAAGAAGAAGAAGAGCAAAUCCGCAAAGAAAAUGCCUGGUGUGAGGAUUAA